GGAGCAACGGGAAGCGAAACCAAUCGCGGGCUUGCUUCGCUCAGUGGCUGGGUUUGAAAUUCUGUCCGGUCCAACGGCUAGCUGAGCGGCUGUCGGAGGUGGCAGUCGGCGUUUGUGGUGGUGGUUGCAUUCGGCUGUGUGGAGUAGGUCCGGUCUCGACGCCCGGUUGCUUGGACGUCCGCCAUGAGGAGAAGUGAGGUACUGGCAGAGGAGUCUAUAGUAUGUCUCCAGAAAGCCCUAAAUCACCUUCGAGAAAUAUGGGAAUUAAUUGGGAUUCCAGAGGACCAGCGAUUACAAAGAACUGAGGUUGUAAAAAAGCAUAUCAAGGAACUCCUGGACAUGAUGAUUGCCGAGGAGGAAAGCCUGAAGGAAAGGCUCAUCAAAAGCAUAUCUUUCUGUCAGAAAGAGCUGAACACUCUGUGCAGCGAGUUACACAUAGAGCCAUUUCAGGAAGAAGGAAAGACAACCAUCUUGCAGCUAGAAAAAGAUUUGCGCACCCAGGUGGAAUUUAUGCGAAAACAGAAAUGGGAGAGAAAACAGGAACUAAAACUACUUCGAGAACAAGAUCAAGAACUGUGUGAAAUUCUUUGCAUGCCUCCUUAUAAUAGUGACAGUGCCUCUGUCCCCAGCUUAGAAGAGCUGAAUCAGUUCAGACAACAUGUGGCAACACUGAGGGAAACAAAGGCAUCUCGGCACCAGGAGUUUGUCAGUAUAAAGCAACAGAUCAUACUGUGUAUGGAAGAAUUAGAUCACACACCAGACACAAGCUUUGAAAGAGAUGUGGUGUGUGAAGAUGAAGAUGCCUUCUGUUUAUCUUUGGAGAAUAUUGCAACACUACAAAAGUUGCUUCGGCAGCUGGAAACGCAAAAGUCACAAAAUGAGGCAGUGUGUGAAGGACUCCGUGCUAAAAUCCGAGAGCUCUGGGACAGGUUGCAGAUACCUGAAGAAGAGAGAGAAGCUGUGGCCAUGGUUAUGACUGGGUCAAAGGCCAAGGUCAGAAAAGCGCUGCAAUUAGAGGUGGAUCGGUUGGAAGAACUGAAAAUGCAAAACAUGAAGAAAGUGAUUGAGGCAAUACGGGUGGAGCUGGCUGAGUACUGGGACCGGUGUUUUUACAGCCAGGAGCAGAGACAGGAUUUUGCCCCUUACUACACUGAGGACUUCACAGAAGAUCUGCUCCAGAUCCAUGAUGCUGAGGUUGUGAAGUUAAAAGAUUAUUAUGAGACUCAUAAGGAGCUCUUUGAAGGUGUUCAGAAGUGGGAAGAAAGCUGGAAGCUUUUCUUAGAGUUUGAGAGAAAAGCUUCAGAUCCAAGUCGAUUUACAAACCGGGGAGGAAAUCUUCUAAAAGAAGAAAAGCAACGAGCAAAACUCCAGAAAACACUACCUAAGCUGGAAGAGGAGUUGAAGGCACAAAUUGAAAUGUGGGAACAGGAACACUCAAAGGCAUUUGUGGUGAAUGGGCAAAAAUUCAUGGAGUAUGUGACGGAGCAAUGGGAGAUGCAUCGAUUAGAGAAAGAGAGAGCCAAGCAGGAAAGACAACUCAAGAACAAGAAGCAGACAGAGACAGAGAUGCUCUAUGGGAGUGCCCCCCGAACACCCAGCAAGCGGCGAGGACUGACACCCAGCACGCCAGGCAAAGUGCGCAAGCUGAAUACUACCACCAUCUCCAAUGCUACAGCCAAUAGCAGCAUUCGGCCUGUCUUUGGGGGGACAAUCUGCCGCUCCCCUGUGUCUCGACUUCCUCCUUCUGGCAGCAAGCCAAUCACCACUUCCACCUGUUCAGGGAAGAAAACACCCCGUGCCGGGAGGCAUGGGGCUGACAAGGAGAACCUGGAGCUCAAUGGCAGUAUCCUGAGUGGUGGGUACCCUGACUCGACCCCCCUCCAGCGCAACUUCAGCAUUAAUUCUGUUGCCAGCACCUAUUCUGAGUUUGCGAAGGAACCAUCCCUCUCUGACAGUGCUACUUUUGAACUUCAGCGAGAACUUUCAAAGGCUUCCAAAUCUGACGCUGCUUCUCGAGUCCUCAAUUCAACCAACAUCCAGUCCUGAGAAGUCCUGAAGUCAACUAGCUGUGGCUUCCGUUUUCCAGACUGCACCUCAUUAUGUAGGAGGGUGGCUUUAGUUUUUCAGCAGUUUAGGUUUGCUUGAAACCCUGGACAGCUUCCAUGACCAUGGGCCUAAUUUGAAGAUGCAGACGAGUGGUACAGAUGAAAGUCCAUCAUAGAUUUAGUGGGUCCUGGGAGACUUAGUUUUAUUUUGACUCAUGUUAAAACUUAGUACAAAUGUUAGCAUAUGGGACCUGAUUUCUUCCUCUACCCCUUAAUUCUACUUGCUGAAACAUAAUCGGGAUUUUUUUUUAUUUCACCAUUGUGUAGGAAAAUGGUUAACUGUGCUCAUCCUUGGGGUAUAGGACUUGAAGUAAUUUGGGCUUAUCAUUAGCGAUUAUCUCCUUUUUUGUUUAGGGAUGUUCAAGUAAUGCUUAGCUGUGAUAGUUUUGCUCUCAUCUGAAGGCCUGUCCACACCACACAGGACAGUCUUCCUCUUGAUGAGAACGUCUGUGUGUCAGAAGUUAAGACAGCCUGACCUGCCAAAGAGGUGACAGGGAGGAUGGGAGCUCCUUUGUUAAAUUGUAUACAGUUCUGAUAGAUAGUGCAAUGCCCUUUGUUGGGUGUUUGUAUGUACAGACACAUAUUUGUCUCUUCAGAGUUUGUCCCUAGGGCCAGCCCUCCCAAUCCACCCCCACCACCAUGCCCACUCUGCCUGAGUUCUACCCCUGCAGCUGCCAGCCAAGUCAGGAGGCUGUUUGGAUGGGCUGGGACAUUUUUCUUGUGGGGACCUGGGACUUUGCACCUCACUACCGGGAUGUUGUUCCUGCUGCUUCUUUACCUGUCAAUCACUACUGCUCUUCCCAAAGCACUAUUAUUUAUUCUUAUUGUCUGCCUGCGCGGAUACUGCUGUCCGUAUACUAAAUAGUUCUCAAAAGCUUACUAGUGUGCACUUGGUCUGUGUCAGCCAUGCUGUUUAUCCUGUUUUUAAAAUAUAAAUUUAUUUUUAAAAAUAAAUUAAAAUGUGUAUACUUACAUUUC
Nycticebus coucang (slow loris) is the source of this 3083-nucleotide messenger RNA. It is a transcript of the gene PRC1, whose product is annotated as protein regulator of cytokinesis 1. Gene Ontology annotation, biological process: mitotic spindle midzone assembly; microtubule cytoskeleton organization. Gene Ontology annotation, cellular component: mitotic spindle midzone; spindle; cytoplasm. The record is from RefSeq and is a predicted model, not a curated record. Lineage: Eukaryota; Metazoa; Chordata; Mammalia; Primates; Lorisidae. The coding region runs from base 184 to 2046 and encodes 620 amino acids. Gene Ontology annotation, molecular function: microtubule binding. The transcript has 15 exons.